Molecule: messenger RNA, 327 nt
Organism: Seminavis robusta
Lineage: Eukaryota; Bacillariophyta; Bacillariophyceae; Naviculales; Naviculaceae
Source: the annotation of a GenBank genome assembly
AUGCCAAGAUCAUCAAUGCCAUCGUCGUCCCCCUCAUCAUCGCCCUCACGAAGUUCGAUGUUGAAGUCCGUAUCAAUGGGCUUCAGUAUGAUGAAUCUGGGAGGAUCAGCCAAGGAGACCGAGAAGCACAGCAGCAAGAAUUUUGUGUAUAAGAAUCGUCGCACUAGUCACAAGAAGACUCUGCCAAGAGCUACCUAUGGAGAGCUCAUCAUGGGCCAAGGAGAUCCAUUGGCACCUAGUCGUCGAGCUCUGGGAACCAAGCCAACAACACAGAGACUUGCAGAAGAUCAGGGAGAAGGACUCUUCAUUUCCAAGAGGCGAAAGUGA